Messenger RNA from Lachancea thermotolerans CBS 6340, 1104 nucleotides. Its product is annotated as KLTH0H08140p. The transcript has a single exon. The record is from RefSeq and is a predicted model, not a curated record. Lineage: Eukaryota; Fungi; Ascomycota; Saccharomycetes; Saccharomycetales; Saccharomycetaceae. Gene Ontology annotation, cellular component: cytoplasm. The coding region runs from base 1 to 1104 and encodes 367 amino acids. Gene Ontology annotation, molecular function: ubiquitin protein ligase activity; zinc ion binding.
AUGUCAGAUAUAAGCGCUUCCGAAUACAUAAGCCAGCAGAAUGCGCUCGAAGAUGAGGCACGUGGGUUGAUGCCCUGGAACCCUUCCCAUUGUACGUAUGCGGAUGGCAGUUUGAGACAGCCUAUAUUUGCGUGCUUGGACUGCGGUGAGAUCGGUGUGUGCUACUCUUGUUCGAUCCAAUGCCACGCAGAUUGCCAUCUUGAAGAGCUGUUCACUAAACGUGGUUUCACCUGUGACUGUGGAACAGAGCGACAAGAAAGUAAAAAGGGCGAAUUUUGGUGUCACUUACGACAAAAUUUAGACCGUGAUGUUCCCAGUUUAUCUAACAGGUACAGUCAGAACUUUAAGGGACUUUUCUGCGAUUGCCACAAUAAAUACAAAGCCGAUAUUGACAGCACAAUGAUCCAGUGUGUUUUGGGACUUGAAUGCAAUGAAGAGUGGUACCAUUGCUGUUGCAUACUCAAGAAACACGACCAUGCACGCCAUUGUUUGCAAAGCGCAAUUCAAAACAACCAAGUUCCCUCGGAAUUUCCAGCAAUUGAUUAUUUCGAAGGUUUCAUAUGCUGGAAAUGCGUGAGUCGCUAUUUUACCGUUUUUCAAGCCUUAAUGUCUCACCACCGCUCUAGCGAUGUCAUUGCUCACAAGGUAGCACACUUAACUACUUUUGAGCCGCUUGGAAGUGAGGACGAGGCGCCCAGUUUAUCGAAAAAAAGGAAACGCGAUAGCAACACAGAGCAGCUUUUUUCUAUAAUGCUAAAAAGUGGAUAUGACAAAGUAUUACUGGAGAUCAAAGAAGAUUUGGAGAAGACUGAUAAACUUUACGUAUUCCUUCAAGAUAUUGCACCAUUUUUGAUCAAUGACGAUCCUGUCUAUGAGUUUCCGGAAGAUUCUGACAACGAUAUUUCAACAUAUGAAUUGGGCACAAAAGCGCUAAACACAUCUCUUGAUAGAGAUACGGCAGUGGCUGGGAUACAAGCGAUGGAUGAUAUUAAGAAAAAACUCAGCGAUUUUUUGAGACCUUUUGCUGAGGCCGGAGAAGUCGUGAAAGAGGAAGACAUAAGGAACUUUUUUGAGCUACAGAAGGGAAAGCCUAAAAAUAAGUAA